UCUCCCAGAAGAACAGGCACUUUUCUAUCAGAAACAAGGUGGUUGUGUCCUCACGUUUCUGAGAUGGGAGUUGCUCGUGUGUUCUCGCGAGAAGUGGGAAAGGGCGCAGGGCUUGAAACAUGGCGGAAGACACGGACCAGCAACAAACUACCGACACUGGAGAGGAGCCCAUGGAUGUUAUCCGGCUCAGCUUAGAUGAGCGAGUUUAUGUGAAAAUGAGAAAUGACCAAGAGCUUCGAGGCAGAUCACAUGCUUAUGAACAUUUAAAUAUGAUCUUGGAAAAUGUGGAAGAAACUGAUACUAUAGAAAUUGAUGAAGAAACAUACGAAGAGAUAUAUAAAUCAAGGAAACCGAAUAUUCCAACGCUCUUUGUCUAGGGAGAUGGUUGUGCUGGUUACCUCUCCACUGAAAGUUGGGUGAAACAAAGAAUUUGUCCUGUAUGGAAAAUAGGAGACUUCGUACAGUAGCCUCUAAAUGUACAAGACAUUCAAAAGAGAAACCUGCAUACAUUCUGAUAUUAAUAAAUAAUUCUAGGGAUUCUCCCACUCCUGAAUUGAUUUGCAGAUAACUCACAACUUCUUAAGCUAAAUGGCAUUUUAAUUUUUCUAAAGUUCUUCCAAUAAAUAUGACCACCAAGAUGCAGAACUUUAUUUCAGGACUUGUUUUGCUCCAUUAUUCUUAUAGACAAUUUCUGAUAUUUUUUUCUUUAAAUUAAAAUGGUGCUUCCUUGUAGGGGAAAAAAAAAAACCAAAAUAUAAUAUAUAGUGGCUGGGUGCAGUGGCUCACACCUGUAAUCCCAGCACUUUG
Molecule: messenger RNA, 807 nt
Organism: Callithrix jacchus (white-tufted-ear marmoset)
Lineage: Eukaryota; Metazoa; Chordata; Mammalia; Primates; Cebidae
Source: RefSeq, a predicted model, not a curated record